AGAGAGGGAGAGAGAAAGAUUGUGUGUCCUGUCUAGUUUCACAAGGGAGAGAGAGAAAGAGCAGGGAAGGUUUGCAGCGUGGUUUACGUGCACAGCAGAGGCAGACUGAAAGAGGUGGGAGUCCACUUGUUGGUGCCACUUUGAAGAUAUUCUUAAUGCUGGGGACAAGAAUUUGAUAUCUGCCACACAUAACGGAUAACAGAUCACAUGCAGUCUCAGCAACGUGUGGAAGUGGCUGGCAACCCAAAUGGCUCCCGGAUUGUCUUCUCCAGGGAGCCUGGAGUUCCUUCAGGUCAGCAGAUCCUAACUUCUCCAGAGCUGACCCAAGAGGUGGUCAUCUCCCCUGGACUCCCUACUCCUCCUCUGAGUCCUUUUCGCUCAGCGAGGCAGCCAUCUGGGGAGUUGAAGGCAACAGAGGUGAAUGGAAGUGGCCCAACAACUCUCAGCUUUGGAUCAUACUAUGGCCCCUCACAAUCAUACGGGGGGCUGUCUAAUGGCGUCCAGGCCGCUGCCACUCUACCACGUAGCUGGACUCCCACCAGAGAAGAGAGACUUAUCAAGUUUUCAGGAAUCGGUCCGGUGGAUGAGACAGGGAUGCCCAUUGCCUCGAGAUCAAGUGUGAACAAGCCCAGAGACUGGUACAAGAGCAUGUUCAGACAGAUUCACAAGAAGCCAGAGGAACUUGAUUUGGAAGAGUCAGAGAGGUGGUCAGCCGAACGGCUCCAGUUAUCUGCCAACACAGAGGGAAACAAUGAAGCAGACAAUAAUCUCUUCAAACUAACACCUUAUGGAGCCCUACCAGACUGGAGCGAGGAUGUAGAUAAGUUGUCAGAUCUGGGAAAACAGCACCCUCAGCCGAAGAGCAUAUUCGACUUUGAGCCUGGAAAGAGCACCGCCUCUGAAAGCCACAGCCAGGUCCACAGCCAGACUCAUUUGGCACCGAAGAAGCAGCCUGAGAAACCCAAGUCCCCUUCAAUUGAGGCCAGUCUAGUCUCUGAGCUGAGUCGGUUCGAGGCUGAGCUGGACUCGGAGAUCCAGGGCCUGGAGAGGAGACUUUCCCAGAAGAAGCAGCGUCGAGGCCGGGGUGAGGAGGCCAGAGGCAGGGAUCCAGUGGCUGCUGCAAAGACUGCGACUACAAACUACAGCAAUUCAUCAGCAUCAAAGCAGCCUUUCCAUCACUCUGUUGGCCCAUCAUCAGCCUCCGCUCCAACAUAUGUAGAACGUCUCUCUCCUGCAAAUGAAACCAUGGAGCGCUCUCCUAAGAAAGAGGAGAAGAAGAUGAAAGCAGCGCGAGCCAAGUUCAAUUUCCAGGCUCAGUCACCCAAGGAGCUCACACUGCAGAAAGGCGACAUUGUUUACAUCCACAGGAAGGUAGACAACAAUUGGUUUGAAGGAGAACAUCAUGGCAGAGCUGGCAUUUUCCCUACAACCUAUGUGGAGAUUCUGCCUCCUUCAGAGAAGCCGACACCUAUAAAGUCUCCCACUCUACAGGUGUUGGACUAUGGGGAAGCUGUGGCUCUGUUUAAUUUUAACGGCGACCUUCCGGUUGAACUCUCUUUUCGUAAAGGUGAGAUAAUCAGCAUAACCAGGCGUGUUGACGACAAGUGGCUGGAGGGAAGGAUCUCAGGGACCAACCGGAGUGGCAUCUUCCCCGCCACUUAUGUUCAGGUCAACAAGAUGCCCCGCACCAAAUACUCCACAGACGACUACCCAGCGGGCCCCAUGUCUCCCAUCUCCCCUGGACCCCAGAGUCCAGGACGUCCACUCCACUCACCCUGCCUGCGGUCACCAAUGUCCCCUUUCACCCCCACCUCCCUCAGCCCCCAACCCGAGCACUCCCCCUUGAAGCCGUCUUCACCUGUUCCUAGCCCGACUUCACAGUCACGCUCCCCCACCCAGACACCCGUACCCAAAGAAUCGGCCUAUCGGUGGCCCCACAAUACCUCCACAACUGCUUCACCCACCAACCAGAACAGCCACUGGGGUGGGACACACUCAGCUAACCAGAGCUCUGCGGGUAGAGCUGUUUCACCAAUCACUCAGUCGUCAGCAUCAGUGCACAGAGCAGGAGCCACCACAGCGAACACUCCCAGACACACUGACCCCUCACAGGGUGCAACAACAAACCGAGCUGCUCCGUCUAAUCCACACGUCAACUCCCUCCCGCCAACACAUGUGCCAAACAAGGCUGGCUCCACAGUGGUGCAACGCCAACCAUAUAAAGCUGUUUAUAACUACAAACCACAGAAUUCAGACGAGUUGGAGCUCAGAGAAGGAGAUGUUGUACAAGUGAUGGAGAAAUGUGAUGAUGGCUGGUUUGUAGGUACGUCAGAACGGACUCAUGCUUUUGGGACUUUUCCCGGGAAUUAUGUGGCACCAGUUUGACUUCCUCACUUCCUGCUUGCCCUCAUUCACCUGGAUUCUUAUGAACCCGACCAAUCACUCCAGCUCACUCCAGCAGAUCCUGCUUUUGACACCCCAGCAUUCUUCAUCCCACCACACUCCCAAACCUGCUUUAGUCAGGCCUGCAUGUUCACUCUGUUUCCCAGAACAGAGGUGAAGACAGGGACAUUGUGUGGUUUCUCACCUCACCUCCCCGCAUGAGUACACGUGUGUGUGUGUGUGUGUGUGUGUGUGUGUGUGUGUGUGUGUGUGUGUGUGUUGCUCUGGGACUUGGCGUUUUCACACACACCAUCUCAGAGGAAAGACUGAAUGCUGAUGAUACUGUUUCAGUUGCAAAGAAUGGAGUUUUUUUUGCUCCACAACUAUUUGCAGCUGCAGGAAAUUUGCAUUCCUUCCCAGUGAACAGCACUGUUCCUUCUAAGUUCCUGAUACAGUAUGAUGCUGCAUUCAGCCUUUUGUCACCACAGUGCCAUAACAAACCACUGCUGAGAAUUUUGAAUUAGAAUGGCACAUUUUUCUGGUAUUUCGCUGGACGAUUAAUGUUUCCGUAAAAUGUCUCCCCCAGAUUUUCUUUCAGAUCUCUGAAAAUACCCUGGGCAGUUUGAGGAAACAACAUGAACAUCUGUAGACAUGUGCUUAAAGUAAAGAACAGCAAGGGUUCAGACACGUCAUGAUAUGGUUAUAGCCUUCCACAAGGCUUUUCAGAGGAACAAAAUAAUUAAGGCAUGUACUGGUUUCUUUUUAUUCAAUGCAGCAUUUUUCUUUUUUGGAGUCUGUCCCUUCAUGAUGACGAAAGUAAAAAGAGAAAUUAGAUAGUCUUCUGAGAUGUAAUGGAAAUUGCUUUGCUCUGAAAUUCAAUUUCAAAUCUCUGUAAGUUGUACAAGAUCAGGUGUGUUGAGUGUCUCAAAGUAUGUAAUCUAGAUAAUGCCUCCAAAGCAGAUGAGCGAAUGGUCUUCUGACAUAUUUAAAGUAUUGCUGUAUGUGCCAAAUCUAACCUUUUAUGACAUGUCUGUGUUAAAACAUUCUCAGCUCACUUUAUUUCUGCCAUGUUUACUACUACUGCUUUUAUAAUGUUUUCUCUGCUUUAGUUACAGGGUUAACAUUGUCACGUUGACGACAGUAUUCAGAAUUCACUUAUGUUUGUGCCAGUGCAACCAAGUGUGAGCUUUCUAAACCUAAUUAAAAACCCCUAUCAUGAAGUCAUUUGCAAUUUUUUAUGAUUUAUUCAUGAUUUCUCUGUAAAAAUGAAUCACGUGCAGUAGACACAGAAGAUGAUUGUACAGGCUGUAACCUUUUAUCAAAUUUGAAAGUAUAAUAUAUAUUUGCUUAUAAAACUAUGUAUCUUAUAUGUAUGGUACGCAUUUUUUUAAAGCAAUUAAACAUUACAGAGUGAUA
This is a messenger RNA of Thunnus maccoyii (southern bluefin tuna), 3798 nucleotides long. It is a transcript of the gene sorbs3, whose product is annotated as sorbin and SH3 domain containing 3. Lineage: Eukaryota; Metazoa; Chordata; Actinopteri; Scombriformes; Scombridae. The transcript has 21 exons. The record is from RefSeq and is a predicted model, not a curated record. Bases 208 to 2385 code for a protein of 725 amino acids. Gene Ontology annotation, molecular function: protein binding.